CACGAACAAGCUAUACAUUCGCACUACUACUACCACCACACACUGCUUCUGAUUUCUGAAUUCUGAAUUUUCCCUUGUCUUGUGUCCUAUGCUUCUCUCUUUCUCAGUACUGCUCGCUCUGCAACUCCAUGCCAAUUUUUCAGGGCUCAUGAUGGACACUUGAACUAGUGGGAAAUAAAGAGGGAGAAAGAGCACAGUGAAAAAAGAUAACCCCACUAGGCAUAAAAGGGCGAGGAGAGAAAAAGAGAGGGGCUUUAUGGAUUACGUAUGAAUUAUCAUCAUCACAACCGUAGCUUUUAAGUUUUUAUCUUUUACAUUUUGGUGGUGAAAUGGGAUUUUUGGGACCAGUUGAGUGGGUUUUACCUUAGGGGUGUUUGGCCUUUUACUCGUAAGGCACUAAUAAUUUGAGGUGAAACAGAAGUGAGAGACAUAAAUGCAGAGAAAUUGAAAGGGAGAAAUAAAGGUAGCCAAAAGAAGGAACAAAAAACAAACUCUUCUUUGUUCUGCUGUCUGAUGCAUGCACGUCUGGUCCUUUGAUCAUGACCACUGAGGGUCUCUUCGCAUGUCGUUUUUGAGCCCCAUCGUGAUUCUAUUCUCAGAAACAGGAGAAUCGAGGGCGAGAAAGCCGGGGAAAAAGUCAUUUUUCUUUCUUUCUUUCCUUCUUUUCUCUUUUUCUUGAACGAAAUAAAGCAACUCCUAUUUUCCUUAUGUUUCUCUAAGUUUCUCUUUGGUUUUGGAUUGGGGGGUCACACAGGAAGAGGUUUCUACUCAUGGAAACUUGUUUGCAAUUUGCAGUUUUCCCCUUUUUUUUUAAUCCUUCACAGAAUUUAUAGCCUCGGUUUAAAGUCGGUGUUGGUGUUGCCUCUUCGAACUUAUGGCCGUGUUUAGUUGGCCAACCUUGUCCUUUCAGGUGAUUCCUGUACACACAAACACAAGCACUGUUAUGAUAUGAGCACUCCUUAAACAACUUAACAAGGUUCUAAACUUGUGGCAUAUUCUGUGUCUUGGUUUCAGGAAACAUAAAAGCAAGCUAAGGUGAUUGGUGACUGAGUGAAUGAGUUAGUGAGAGAAAAACAGGGGUCUAAUGGCAGAUUCUGGUUCCUCAGAAAAGUACAAGAGAUCCGUUUCGUCUUCUUUCUUCAGUUCUCCGAGGUUGUUCACCAAUUUCACUCCCAAAGGUUUCCAUGAAACGGAAACCAUGAUGAGCCCUACCUCCAUACUCGACAGCAAGCCUUUCUCCGGUUUCAAGAACCCUUUUUGGUCUGAAACAAACAGUCCCAGAACUCCAGGGAGUGAACACAAGCGUCACUGGGACAGAUUGGAUUCUAAAGGUGUUGGUCUUGGCCUAGUGGACGCUCUUGUCGACGAAGAGAAACACGGUGAAGUGAGUUCGAAACAUGAGAGUCGAAUGGUUGUAUUUGGAUCUCAGCUUAAGAUUCAGAUUCCUCCCCUGUCUGCAACUGAAUCAUCCAAAUUCGUAGCCGAGAAGGGAAAUUUUUCCCCUGGGAGUCUAUGUAUGGGAAAAUCUGCAUCCGGAGGUGCUAAUUCCCAGCGGAUUUUUAUGGGAUGUCUCUCUGCAAGUGAAAUGGAACUCUCUGAGGAUUACACUCGUGUGAUUUCCCACGGGCCAAACCCGAGAACCACUCACAUAUUUGAUAAUUGCAUCAUCGAGAGUAGCUGCUUCGAACUUGGAUGCUCUGUUAAGGAAAAUGGGUGUUUUCCUCAUCACACAAAUUAUCACUCUCGAAGCUUUUUGAGUGUAUGCUUUCACUGCAAAAGAAACCUUGGAGAGGGUAAAGACAUCUACAUGUACAGGGGUGAGAGAGCAUUUUGCAGCAACGAAUGCCGGUACCAAGGGAUGCUCUUGGAGGAAGAGAUGAAUAAAUUAGAAGGCAGUGAUAUUUACGGGCCAUAGUUUGAUUCCUUUAGCCUCCAACGCCCAAAGCCAUUCGAUGUUUUGCUUGAAAGGGCUCAGAAUAAUACCUUCAUAUUUAUUUUUCUAGGACAAAAAAUGGUCCUUGGAAAUCAGGAUCACUGUACCUGGUUUUUCUAUUUCUGCUUAUGAGUGUGACCCUCUCUGAGAUUAGCAAUGUAGAAGAUGGAAAGGGGAAUUGCAGGCAGAGAUAGUACUGUAGAGGUGAUUUUAUUGAAAUGAUGAAUGAAUUAGGGGAUUGCUGUUGGGUUGGCCACAGUUUUGUAAUGAUACAUGUGUAUGACUUGAUCUUCCAUAUUAUCUUUGUUUA
This is a messenger RNA of Vigna radiata var. radiata (mung bean), 2243 nucleotides long. Its product is annotated as protein MARD1. Bases 1085 to 1915 code for a protein of 276 amino acids. The transcript has 2 exons. The record is from RefSeq and is a predicted model, not a curated record. NCBI's taxonomy places the organism in Eukaryota, Viridiplantae, Streptophyta, Magnoliopsida, Fabales, Fabaceae.